AUGGACACCUCUCAAUCUCGCAAGCGUGCACGCCCCGUGGUUUCUUGCCUGCGGUGCAGGGAGAAAAAGCUCAAAUGCGACCGCGUCGAUCCAUGCGAGAACUGUAUCAAAGCAGGACAUCGUGCAGACUGUACGUACAAUCAACACCCGACAGAAUUGCCUUCGAAGCCAAAGCGCGUGCAGCUCAGUGUCGAUGCGCUUGGUAAUGAGUCGAAAGGAGUCGGCAUCGGCAUCAUCGAGGAUCUUCAACAACGCUUGACUCGAGUCGAGGGUUUGCUUGCGAGUCGGUCUGUCAAUGAACCGGCUGUAUCGAGUCCGAAUUCCUGGCCAAGCAAUACACCUAUACAGCCCUCAGGUUUGCAGUCAUCACUGGGGACUUUGGUAGUCAAGGGAUCAAGAUCUCGCUAUCAUGGUCAAAAUGAUAGAAUCACUCUGUUGAAUCAGUUCGAGGAAGCCAAAGGUUUUGUCAAUCAAUGCUCCAAAGACUCUUCCAUUGUGAAACUCGCCAAAGAAGUACAGUUCCUACAGAGCAAGACGCAAGCACCUUUGAGCUCUCCGCAAUCCAUAUCGGAGUUGGAGAGUUUUCCCGAGUUGCUCCAGCUUCUCCAGUCCCUUCCAUCGAAGUCAAUAUGUGACAGGCUUGUGGCUAUCUAUACCACCAACUUUGAGAAGACACUGCGGAUUCUACACAUUCCUUGCUUUCUUCGUCAAUAUGCUCAUUUCUGGACAAGUCCUGAGGAUGAGUCCUACCUAUCUUCGCCUUUUAUCCCUCAACUGACUGCAGUAUUGACUAUCUCGAUCAUUCUGGGGGAGGAAAGCAUCAAAAUGGAAAAUAGCACUUCUUGGGAAUACUUGAGAUUGAACGCAGUCUGUCUCUUACAAGCAUGGCUACAGAAACUCCCAAGGAAACACCGCACAGAGCUUACAACCCUCCAAAUUGAAACACUCAUGCUCCUAGCCCGCCAACUUCGUUCAACAUCCGCCGAAGAAUCAUGGAAAGCUGCCGGCUCACUUGUCCGCUCUGCAAUGGUAGUGGGACUACAUAUCGAUCCCUCUGGAUCUCCCAAAAUUUCGGUCUUUCAAGCUGAGAAUAGGCGGCGAUUGUGGAUCACCAUUGCCGAGAUGGACCUCCAAGCUUCAAUCACCUCUGGGAUGCCAAUCAUGACGCCCAAGGUCGAUUUUCAUACACUCAGCCCAGCAAAUCUAAAUGACGCUGACUUUGACGAGUCCACCACGGAGCUCCCUGCUCCUAGACCGUUGAAUGAAUCAACUGACACUCUUCCUCUGGUCACUCUCGCCAGGACCUUGUCGCACCGUAUCAACGCUAUGAACUUUAUACAGCAAACAAGAUCCGAAACCAAUCUAGAUGAACGACUCAAGCUAGGCAGAAUACUAGAAGAAUGCUUGCGAGACAUUCCAUACCCUUUGAAGAUCGACCAAACUUCGAAUAACGAUAUCAUGCCGCCCCUCCUCAUGAACCAAGUUCUUCUAGACUUAUACAUCCGUCGACCCCUUCUUUGUUUAUACAGACCAGUCAACACAGACAAAAGCCGUGCCCCCCAAGAAAUACAGCGAGCAUGCCUAGACUCAUCAUUGAUAAUCUUGUCCUACCAAGACUACUUCGACCCCAACCUAGCCGAGCUAGACACCCAAAACUCCCACGGAUAUUGGGAUAUUUUCCACACAUUCUGCAAGAACGAUGUGUUAUGGGCUGCUCUCAGUGUAUGCAAGUACGUGGGGCAAUAUACACAGCACACGCCAACUACGGACCAACAUUCCUCGAACGGUUUUCCUAAUCUCAACAUCAAACAAAACCAAUUACACAGCAAAGCCAGCCUAACAAGACUGGUGGAAAACACCCUCGAGAGCCUAUCUCGCCGCAUCGGCGAAGUAGGAAGUAACGUCAAAGAUAUUGUUCUCCUUGCAGUAGUCCUGCAAUCUGUGCGCGGCCGUGGCACACCCGAAAUGAAAGAUCGCUGGAUGGCACAGGGUGCAAAGAAAGCUCUUUCUGCUUGCCGGCAGUAUCUUUUACCUGCUGUUACAGAUCAGCAUUCUACUUUUGGUUACCAACAACCGCAGGACUCUACGGUUUCAUCCAGCAACAACCUUGCCUCGCAAUUUACAGCUUCUCCUCAUAUCCCUCAGCUGCCAGAUCUGCUACAGUCGUCCGCACUAGCUGCUGAUUUUGCUAAUUUCCAGGAAUUUCAAGAGGACUUGUUCUCAUUUGAUGAGAUAUUUACUUGGAAUUUUUGA
This is a messenger RNA of Penicillium canescens, 2253 nucleotides long. RefSeq lists its product as uncharacterized. The record is from RefSeq and is a predicted model, not a curated record. Bases 1 to 2253 code for a protein of 750 amino acids. Gene Ontology annotation, molecular function: RNA polymerase II cis-regulatory region sequence-specific DNA binding; DNA-binding transcription activator activity, RNA polymerase II-specific; zinc ion binding. The transcript is spliced from 4 exons. Gene Ontology annotation, biological process: regulation of transcription by RNA polymerase II; DNA-templated transcription. Gene Ontology annotation, cellular component: nucleus. Lineage: Eukaryota; Fungi; Ascomycota; Eurotiomycetes; Eurotiales; Aspergillaceae.